AUGGCUCUUCCCCAUCAUCGGCCACAUGGGAAUCUGCACAUCAACAGGAGUCAUCCGGGACUUUGCGGGGCCGUACUUUGUCUCAGAAGACAACAUGGCAUUUGGGAAGCCGGUGAAGUACUGGAAGCUGGAUCCCAGCAAAGUGUACUCCACUGGUCCCAACGCCUGGGACACCGCCGUGCACGACGCCUCGGAGGAGUACAAGCACCGAAUGCACAACCUCUGCUGUGAUAACUGCCAUUCGCAUGUGGCGCUGGCCUUAAACCUGAUGAGGUACGACAACAGCACCUCCUGGAACAUGGUGAAGCUCUGCUUCUUCUCCCUCCUCUACGGGAAGUACGUAAGCAUAGGGGGAUUCGUGAAGACCUGGCUUCCCUUCGUCCUCUUCUUGGGGGUGAUCGUGACCGUUGUUCUGACGCUUCACUUGCGGUGAUGGCAGCUGGGAAUUCUCCAUUCCGUGGGCACACGAAGGAAGAAACUGUGACUGAUCCAGUGAGAUAGAGGCGUGGGACUCUGGGAACCGUUUUCCGGGGAAGGUGGCAACUCCACUCCAUUGUAACAGCUCAUCUUUAUUUCCUGGAACUGGCUUCUUUUCCUUCUGUUUUUGUUCUGUCGAUGCUGUCUCCCAGUGUCAGGGGUCCCGAAGCCUCCUGCUCUCUCCCUUUCUGCAG
Pterocles gutturalis (yellow-throated sandgrouse) is the source of this 671-nucleotide messenger RNA. It is a transcript of the gene TMEM222, whose product is annotated as transmembrane protein 222. NCBI's taxonomy places the organism in Eukaryota, Metazoa, Chordata, Aves, Pterocliformes, Pteroclidae. The transcript is spliced from 5 exons. The record is from RefSeq and is a predicted model, not a curated record. The annotation marks the transcript as partial.